This is a messenger RNA of Fusarium redolens, 864 nucleotides long. RefSeq lists its product as uncharacterized. The transcript has 3 exons. Lineage: Eukaryota; Fungi; Ascomycota; Sordariomycetes; Hypocreales; Nectriaceae. The record is from RefSeq and is a predicted model, not a curated record. Bases 1 to 864 code for a protein of 287 amino acids.
AUGUCUCAACUCGUUUGGCUUGUAACUGGCUGCUCCUCUGGCUUUGGAUCGGAGUUUGUGCGUCAGAUCCUGUCACGAGGUGAUAAAGUCAUCGCAACAGCCCGAAACAGUGCGAGGAUCGAGUCACUUGCAAGUCAAGGAGCAGCUGUCCUUGAGCUAGAUGUCACGCACUCACAAGGCGACAUUGACCGAAUCAUUGCCCAUGCAAUUACCAUAUAUGGGCACAUUGACGUAUUGGUUAACAAUGCUGGUUUUGUAGCUGCUGGCUCUUGGGAGGAUCUCAGCUAUGAUGAAUUUGUUGCCUCCUUCGAGACCAACGUCUUUGGGCCAAUCAAGGUUACGCGUGCAGUACUUCCGCAUAUGAGAGCCAAGAAAUCGGGAACUAUGGUUUUCAUCAGUUCUUUAUCUGGCUGGGUUGGACACCAGUUUACUGGGGCUUAUGCGGGAUCAAAGUUUGCUCUUGAAGGCCAGUUCCCUAGAUUCUGCGUUGUUGAAAGUCUACAUAAGGAAACCGAGCCUCUGGGUCUUCGCACUCUUCUUAUGGAACCCGGUCGAUUUCGAACGCCUCUACUGUCAGCAGGCCACCUCCGGUCAAAGCAGAGUCAAAUUCCCGAUUAUGAAUUAGCUUCUGAGACUCAUCAUAACCACCUUCAUGGCGGAGACUUGAAGCAGCCUGGAAACCCAGAAAAGUUUGUCAAGAUUGUACUGGACCUGGUCAGACAAGAAGGUUGCGCAGAGGCGAAGAACAUCCCGUUUCGUCUGCCUGUUGGGAGAGAUGCGGUAGAAGAGAUUGGGGCCAAAGCCAGGGAGGUAAUGGAGACAUUGCAGGAUUGGGAUUCUAUUAUAACAGAAACUGAGUAUUAG